Messenger RNA from Closterium sp. NIES-65, 2103 nucleotides. NCBI's taxonomy places the organism in Eukaryota, Viridiplantae, Streptophyta, Zygnematophyceae, Desmidiales, Closteriaceae. The record is from the annotation of a GenBank genome assembly.
AUGAAGCAAAAGCUUUCCGUGAAGCCGCAUCCGCAUCAACCACCAAUCUCAGUCACCCUAACAGACGAGGCUGACGUGGCAAACGAAUGGGUCCAAUCCUUCGCCGGGUGGGACGUGACGUCAGGCCACCAGCACCGGAUCAUGCUCGGCAUGGACAUCAAAUGUCAACCAAUCAGACAGCGAGGCCGGGAAGGCAGCGUGGCGCUAGUCCAGCUCAGCAACAGCUCCCACUGCCUGAUUCUCCAAAUGCUCUACAUCGAUCGAAUGCCUGAAGAGGUCGCGGAGUUGCUCGAAAACCCCGACGUGCCGAUCGGCGGGUGCGGGAUCGAGGCCGCGGCGAAACUGCUCGAAUCCGACUACGGGUUACCAUGUAACGGGCUCGUGGAGCUGGGACAGCUCGCGGCGAAGAUCUACCACAACAAGCGGUGGCGACAAGCAGAUCUAGACGAAAUGAAUUACCAGCUGGUGGGGACGCCGGUGAUGAAGCCAAGGCGAGUGGGACCGGCGGAGUGGUGGCGUCAGGGGCUCGGGCGACCGGGAAAGCCGUUCGGCCGUCGCACGGGAGAGCGGGUGUUUGAGAGAGAGAGGAGAGAGGCGCGGGGGUCAGGAGAGAGGCGCGGGGGUCAGGAGAGAGGCGCGGGGGUCAGGGGAGAGGCGCGGGGGUCAGGGGAGAGGCGCGGGGGUCAGGGGAGAGGCGCGGGGGUCAGGGGAGAGGCGCGGGGGUCAGGGGAGAGGCGCGGGGGUGUUGAUGUCAGUAUGCAGCCUGCAUUGGCACCGGGUACCCCAGCAGCCUGCAUUGGCACCGGGUACCCCAGCAGCCUGCAUUGGCACCGGGUACCCCAGCAGCCUGCAUUGGCACCGGGUACCCCAGCAGCCUGCAUUGGCACCGGGUACCCCAGCAGCCUGCAUUGGCACCGGGUACCCCAGCAGCCUGCAUUGGCACCGGGUACCCCAGCAGCCUGCAUUGGCACCGGGUACCCCAGCAGCCUGCAUUGGCACCGGGUACCCCAGCAGCCUGCAUUGGCACCGGGUACCCCAGCAGCCUGCAUUGGCACCGGGUACCCCAGCAGCCUGCAUUGGCACCGGGUACCCCAGCAGCCUGCAUUGGCACCGGGUACCCCAGCAGCCUGCAUUGGCACCGGGUACCCCAGCAGCCUGCAUUGGCACCGGGUACCCCAGCAGCCUGCAUUGGCACCGGGUACCCCAGCAGCCUGCAUUGGCACCGGGUACCCCAGCAGCCUGCAUUGGCACCGGGUACCCCAGCAGCCUGCAUUGGCACCGGGUACCCCAGCAGCCUGCAUUGGCACCGGGUACCCCAGCAGCCUGCAUUGGCACCGGGUACCCCAGCAGCCUGCAUUGGCACCGGGUACCCCAGCAGCCUGCAUUGGCACCGGGUACCCCAGCAGCCUGCAUUGGCACCGGGUACCCCAGCAGCCUGCAUUGGCACCGGGUACCCCAGCAGCCUGCAUUGGCACCGGGUACCCCAGCAGCCUGCAUUGGCACCGGGUACCCCAGCAGCCUGCAUUGGCACCGGGUACCCCAGCAGCCUGCAUUGGCACCGGGUACCCCAGCAGCCUGCAUUGGCACCGGGUACCCCAGCAGCCUGCAUUGGCACCGGGUACCCCAGCAGCCUGCAUUGGCACCGGGUACCCCAGCAGCCUGCAUUGGCACCGGGUACCCCAGCAGCCUGCAUUGGCACCGGGUACCCCAGCAGCCUGCAUUGGCACCGGGUACCCCAGCAGCCUGCAUUGGCACCGGGUACCCCAGCAGCCUGCAUUGGCACCGGGUACCCCAGCAGCCUGCAUUGGCACCGGGUACCCCAGCAGCCUGCAUUGGCACCGGGUACCCCAGCAGCCUGCAUUGGCACCGGGUACCCCAGCAGCCUGCAUUGGCACCGGGUACCCCAGCAGCCUGCUUGGCACCGGGUACCCCAGCCCAGCAGCUGCAUUGGCACCGGUACCCAGCAGCGUCUGUGCCGCCGCCACAUGUCUGGCUGUUGCGAUUCACCAUGUGAUGGGGCGAGUGGGUGGUGUUGGGGUGGGGUGUGGAAAAAAGGGGGGAGGGAAUAUGGGGCCACGUCUGUGCCGCUGCACCUCUUCAUAG